AUAUGCUCCCGCCAUAUCGCCCGAACUUCUGAAAACAUCAUCCUCAAAGCAAAAGGAGAAGAAGAGACUCAAGUCAAUAAAACAACCUUCCUAAUCCAAAAGCCAUUAACUCACACCACAUUUCAAUAAAAUCAAAACGAAUCACGACAAUGCAUCGAAUCUGUUUUAGAAUCCGACCCCUUCUUCGCUUCCCUCGUCAUCGCAACAUUUCUUCUUCUUCUUCGAGAAAACCAAUCAAUUCAACAAACACCAAUGUACAAGAUUCCACAAAUGCCCUUCCCUCUAUCCCUGACCAUAGCCGCACUCUCUCUCCUAUUUCUUCUCAAUCUCUCUCCCGCACUUCCGUCAUCGCUCUCUCCGCCGCCGUCGUGUCCGCUGUCUUCGCCUCCGUCGCGCUUCUCUCCUCCGAUCAUGACGAAUCCGAUGGUGGCGUAGCCACUAAUCCUCUCUAUGCUGGCGCGGAGCUCGCCGUGCACAAGGCCGGCGACUCCCUCAACCGGAUUUUUCACCACGCCAAGCGCACUGGCGUCGCUGCCUCUGUCCUCUGGCAGUCGCUUCACUCGGUACUGUCCUCCGCCAACCACGAGGUCCGCUCCGGCUUCGAGAUUCGCGUUGCGGCCUUGCUCGCCGACAUCGCCGCCGCGAAUUCUGGACGCAGGGCCGCGAUCGUCGGUGCCGGCGGCGGAGCCGUUGUGGAUUGGUUGCUGGAGUCGGUGGCGGUGGCGAAGAACGGCGGCGGCGGAACUCAGGCGGAGUCGGCGAGAGCGCUGGCGUAUUUGAUUGCGGACCCUAACGUGUCUGCUGCUGUGCUUGGGCGACCUCAUGCUGUUCCGAAUCUUCUGAGGUUCAUUUUUUCUUGCCAGCCUCGUCGUUCUAAGAACAAGAAGAAGCAUUCACGACGCAGUGCAUUUGACAUUUCUGAUUCUUUGAAAGGCAGGAGCAUGCUUGUGGCUGCCAUUAUGGAUAUUGUUACAUCCAGCUGUGACAGUGCAGAAGUGGUAUCUUUUAAGCCAUCAUUGCCUGGAAAUGCUGAAACCAGAGACAUUGCUGCUGCCCUACAAGUUAUCGAGGAAGGGGGUUUGCACUUGGAUGAGCCACCUGAAGGUGAAGAUGAUGAUGGUGAUGGGACAGGAGGUAAAGGGAUUGGAAUCAAGAUACUUGAAGGCACCACUGUUUUAGGGCUUUCAAGAAACAGCUGUGUAAUGGAGUCGGAUAAUUCUAAUGCCUCUCAUGAAGAAUUGUUGAAACAUCGUACUCCUCAAACUCUCAGAUAUCAAAAUAAGUAUGAAAAGUCACUGGCACAAGAAAAUAUGUCUUCUGCUGUUGUUCCUGGACUCUGGGAUGAUUUACACUGUGAACAUGUUGCUGUUCCUUUUGCCACCUGGGCAUUGGCAAAUUGGGCCACCGCUUCACGGUUAAAUCGAUCUCAUAUACAGGAACUGGAUCAAGAUGGAAAUGCUAUAAUGUCGGCUUUAAUGGCACCUGAGAGAACUGUAAAAUGGCAUGCAAGUUUGGUGGUGCGGUUGCUAUUAGAAGAUCGCAGUACACCUUUGAAUGAAUCUGUUUCUGAUUGGGGUUCCAAUCUUCUUUCUACUAUAUCUCAAGCAUGCAAGCAUGAAGAUUUUUCUUUGGCUCGGGUAUCUUUCUCUGCUUUUCUCUUAUCAGUUGAGAGGAGCCCUGGAGUGCAGAAGAUAGUGAUGGAGAAGGGUCUUAAUUCAAUGAGAGAUAUCGCCAAGCAGACCACAAAGGAUAAGCAGGUGCAAGAAUCAAUGGCAAAGGCAUUAGAACUACUUUGUACUGGAGACCUGCAUCUGUCUCUUGAAGAGAGUCAAAAAUGGUCAGGGAUUCUUCUUCCUUGGGUUUUUGGAACAUUUUCCUCUGAUACUAUACGAUCUUCAGCCAUAAAGAUUCUUUCUCAGAUCUUGGAAGACUACGGACCAACAACUGUUCCACUUUCGCAGGGAUGGUUAGUCAUGAUGCUAUCUGAAGUACAAAGUUCCAUCAAGAAAUCAAAUGAUAAGGGAACGGGUCAACCUAAGAGUGAUAAUGUAAAGACGUUAAUCAAUAAUUCAAAUAUUGCUUCUGCUGCACAAGUAGCUACUCAACUAUCUAGUGCUGUUGUUAAUCUGGCAGCUAAACAAGUGAGGAUUACAUCAAAUUCUGGGGAUGCAUCCCCUCUGGCAGAUUUUCUUUCUCUGGAACCUUUUGCUGGACCAUUUAAAAAUUUAAAAAAAGAUAGUAUGCCUAAAUUAGAUGCUGCAGACUCUGCUUUUGCAACCCUUAAAGGAAUUAAGGUUCUAACUGAAGUUUGUGCUGAAGACUGUGUGUGUCUGGACAAAAUUGUUGAUUUUGGGAUUUUAUGUUUGCUGAGGCGCUUUUUGUUGAGUGAUGAUUAUGAAAAACUAGCUGCUAUUGAAGCUUACAAUGCAUCAUCUAAAGCACAUGAGGGGCAGGAACGGAUAUCCAAUGUAAAUGGGGAGCCCCCUAUAUCAGAUGUAAAUGAUUCAGCUAGUGUCCGGGUUCCACCCACUGCUCAUAUCCGUAGGCAUGCAGCUCGGCUGUUGACCAUACUCUCGCUGCUUCCCAAAGUCAAAAAGGUCAUCAUAGCUGAUGAGACUUGGUGCCAAUGGCUUGAUGAAUGUGCUAAUGGGAGGAUUCCAGGUUGCACUGACCUUAAAAUGCAAAGCUAUGCCAGGGCAGUGCUUUUAAAUAUAUUUUGCAAUGACCAGCUUAAAGGAAAGUCUGAAAGUGGAACUCCUUCUGAUGGUGGUAUAAAAAAUUAUAGGAACUCCUGUCCUCGCUAUGAUGACAGGAUAUUGUUGAUAAAUUCUCAUCUUCCCCAUUGGAAGUGUCCCAAAGAAACAGAUCAACAAGAUAACUCUAAGGACACAGCUGUGGCUACUUCUGCUGAUACUGAGGAUGGAACAGAAUCCUUGAAUGAUGGCAACAGCUCUAAUUCUAUUGAUUCAACUAAAAGCAGCCAAGAUGCAAAUUGUCCUCCACUAGAUGUAGUUUUUGUCCAUGGCCUUCGUGGCGGGCCUUUCAAAACUUGGCGUAUAGCUGAGGACAAAUCCUCAACUACUUCAACCUUGGUGGAAAAGAUUGAUGAGGAGGCAGGAAAGCUUGGAACCUUUUGGCCUGGUGAAUGGCUUUCCAGCGAUUUUCCUGAGGCUCGGUUGUUUACCAUCAAAUACAAGACUAAUCUUACACAGUGGUCUGGAGCUAGCCUGCCUCUUCAGGAAGUUAGUUCUAUGCUAUUGGAGAAACUUGUUGCUGCAGGAAUUGGGGAUCGACCUGUUGUUUUUGUUACUCACAGUAUGGGAGGCCUGGUUGUGAAGCAGAUUCUUCAUAAGGCAAAGGAUGAAAGUUUUGAUAAUCUUGUGAAUAAUACCAUAGGAAUUGUGUUUUAUAGCUGCCCACAUUUUGGUAGCAAACUUGCAGAUAUGCCUUGGCGAAUGGGCUUUGUGCUUCGUCCUGCUCCAUCAAUAGGAGAGCUAAGAAGUGGAUCUUCAAGACUGAUAGAGCUUAAUGACUAUAUUCGUCAUCUUCACAAGAAACGAGUCCUUGAUGUCCUCAGCUUCUGUGAGACCAAGGUAACUCCAAUUGUUGAAGGUUACGGUGGAUGGGCCUUUCGAAUGGAAAUUGUACCAAUUGAGUCGGCAUAUCCUGGAUUUGGGGAACUUGUUGUAUUGGAAUCAACUGAUCAUAUAAAUUCUUGCAAACCAGUGAGCCGCUUAGACCCUUCUUAUACAGAGACGUUGAAGUUCUUGCGGAAAUUAAAAGCUUCUUAUGCCUGAGCUAGUGUGUUUCAGCCGGAGAUAUGUAAAUUCCUUGAAAAGUGCUAGGUAGGUCAAAUGCACGAGAAGCCUGUGUAUCCUGUGGUUUGGACUCGAUAUAGGUUGAUAUAAUUUAACAUGUUUAGUGAAGCUUCAAGGUGGACUAACAGAUUUCGUGCAAGUCUUCUAUUAGAUAUGGCUUGCCCCUGUACAUUUUUUCAUUCAUCUGCUUCAAAUUUCGUGAAUGUAGUAGGUCAGCUGGCCCUUGGGGAUUGUAACCAGUGUCCUUUGUACAUAAAUAGGAAACAGAAAUAUAAGCUGUGUAUAUUCAUGUAAUCAUAUCUUGUUCGCUCAUCUGCUGUCCUCAGCAAAGAGAUUUUAGACAUGGUCUAUUAUUUUAAAAUAACUGUAAAAAUUACACAUACCUCAUUUAGAGAGAAUUUGAUUUGGGGAACAUCACUUUGUUCUACAAAAUAGUGUGCAAAUUUAAUAGCUCAAUGUGAGUUAAAUUAAAUUCUAGUAUCAUUAUGUGU
Molecule: messenger RNA, 4309 nt
Organism: Abrus precatorius (Indian licorice)
Lineage: Eukaryota; Viridiplantae; Streptophyta; Magnoliopsida; Fabales; Fabaceae
Exons: 10
Coding region: 150-3797 (1215 amino acids)
Source: RefSeq, a predicted model, not a curated record